GCCGCGAUUCGUUGAUUCCCGUAGCCUUCCAGGCUCUCGACCAAUCAGAGACGAGCAUGACGUCACUCGAUCAGCAGCCGCAAGAAAACAAAAAUUCCGCCCACAUUGGUGUGUUUGUAAAUUGGCUUGAAAAAUUCGGCGGAUUUGACCAAAAGAGAUAAAAAUGGAGCAAAUCGUGCAAAACCAGAUGCAGGAAGUGAUCAAGCAGGUGGAGCAGCACGUCGAUGCGGAAAUUGAGAAGCUCGAAAAGUUUGAUCCGGAUGACUUUGAAAAGCUCAGGGAGAAGAGGUUGGAGAAUAUGAAGAAGGAGGCAAAGUUGAGACAGGAAUAUUUGGCCCUAGGCCAUGGUCAAUACAAUGAAGUGCCUGAGGAGAAAGAGUUCUUUGAACUGACUAAGAAGUCAAAAAACGUCGUUUGCCACUUUUACAAGGAUGGAUCGGCCCGCUGCAAGAUUGCUGACCACCACUUGCGAACAUUAGCUCCAAAACACCUUGAAACUCUCUUCUGCAAAUUGAAUGUUGAGAAGUGCCCUUUCCUCACUGACCGUCUGAAAAUAAAAAUCAUCCCAACGAUUGUAUUGUUCGUGGACCAGAAAACCAAAGACUACAUCGUUGGCUUCACUGAUUUGGGAAACAGAGACGACUUCACCACCGAGAUCAUGGAGUGGCGCAUUGCCCAGUGUGGAGUGAUCAACUACAGCGGAGACCUGAUGACUCCCCCAGAUCAGACUGAACGGAAGUCCAAGUCGCUUCUUGGCCAGACCAAAUGCAUCAGAGACAAGGAGGACGACGAAAGCGAUGGACUGGACAGCGACUGAUCUCUCUUGGCUUGCAUUUGAUUACAUCGCAUUCCUUUGGCAAACGGGCUGCUAUUCUCUGCUUUUGUGCUUUUAGCACAAAUUAAAUUGUAUUUUUAUUACUGUCUUAAAGUAUGUAGCAUUCACUGAUUUAAAUUAAAAGAUUAUGGCACAAGUUUAUAAGAACUGUAUUAAAAUUAUUUAUAUUUCUUUUUCAUUAAAUUCGAUCUGGU
Messenger RNA from Neocloeon triangulifer, 1029 nucleotides. RefSeq names its product thioredoxin domain-containing protein 9. Gene Ontology annotation, biological process: microtubule cytoskeleton organization. The record is from RefSeq and is a predicted model, not a curated record. The transcript is spliced from 4 exons. Gene Ontology annotation, cellular component: cytoplasm. Bases 164 to 817 code for a protein of 217 amino acids. NCBI's taxonomy places the organism in Eukaryota, Metazoa, Arthropoda, Insecta, Ephemeroptera, Baetidae.